AUGCGUGUGCUGUUUAAAACCAGAUACCCUUUGUUGGAGAACCCAGAGAUACUGAGAAAAAGUGCUGAAGACUUUCUCAACAGAGCAGCAAUGACAGACACUGGACUCCUCUUCUCUCCAUCUCAGAUCGCCCUCACAGCCAUCCUCAACAGUGCAACACGUGCUGGCCUGAAGAUUGAGGCAUAUUUGACCGAAUGUAUGGGGCUUAAAGAGGAUAAAGAGACACUCUCUAAGUUGUAUGAGUCAAUGAGACGAAUAACAAGUCUUAUGAAAGUGUAUGAGCUUCCCAGAGCUGAGGAGGUUGAUGCCUGCAAACAGAAACUGGAAAGGGUUCAUGCUGAAUUUGCUACAAACUUGAAAAGAAAACAUGGAUAUGAAGAUGACGAUCACGUUGUGAAAAGGCAGAUGGUUGCUGAGGAAGAAUGGACUGAUGAGGAUUUGGAUGCAUUAUGAUGGAAUUGUUUUUAAAUCAGCAACAUCGUCGACAGUUGUUUCAUGAAUGGGUUGAGUGAUUCCUUUUGACACUUGCUGUUCUCAAACUAAAUUGUAAAUACUUAAGCAAAAUGUUGUCUUUUACUUCUCUAAAAAUAAAAUAUUUUUUUUUACUACCAUAAGCUUUUAUCCAAGAGUGACAGUUAAAUUUGUAUAUUGUUUCCAGGAAAUCUUUCCAAGUGCUGUUUGUCUGAACUUUAUAUUCA
Messenger RNA from Pimephales promelas (fathead minnow), 698 nucleotides. The record is from RefSeq and is a predicted model, not a curated record. NCBI's taxonomy places the organism in Eukaryota, Metazoa, Chordata, Actinopteri, Cypriniformes, Leuciscidae.